AUGAUUCAAGGCAUAUUCUACGCAAGAUUCUUUCCCCAGGAAGGCCCCAAAAUCGUCGCCCAGUCGCCAGCCGGGUGCAUCACGCCUGUCGAGAGCUCUACCAAAGCUCCCCUCAUCGACUUCGACGUCCUGCAAGAGUACAUCAUCCCGCGCCAGGCCUUCUGCAACCGCUACCUGACCAUCAACACACCCGAUGGCAAGUACGCCGUCCUGGGCUAUCCCGUCGUUAUCCCCCACACAAAGUACCUCCGCAAUGAGUUCAUCUUCAACUUCGGCCUCGUUCUCGAUGCCGACGAGGACCAGAUGCCCUAUGAACGCGUUGUCCGCCGCCUGGCAUCCACCUUCUCCGAGAUGGAGAAGCAGAAUGAGUACCUGAGCCAGAACGAGGGGAGAGGCUGCGGUCCUCUUGGCUGCGGCAUUGGGGGCGGCGGGAGACGACCCAUUGAUAGUUUACUCCAGAUUGUCAAGGAGGACUUGGAUACCUACGGGGAGUGUAUGAUUCCCGUUGACGAGGCCAACACCAUCAACAUGAAGCUAUUCCCCCACCACCCCCAGCCCCCCGUCGUCAAAGGCUGGCACGUCCCGGUCCCCAAAACCAAGCUUACCGAAAUCGUCGACCCGACCUGGGACCUCACCCUACAAAGGGUCAUCUCCCAUAUCGACGGCGUCUCCGACGUCCGCCGUAUCGCCCACGCCGCAAAUGUCUCACUCGACCUCGCCAAGACGGCCCUCCGCCACCUUCUCUACUACGAUACCAUCCUCCUCCUUGACAUGUUCUUCUUCGGCGCCUGCUACGCACUGCGCCCGGGCAUUCACGACUUCAUCGGAAACGUUGAUGGCAUGGUCGACGAGUGCGCGGCCUACGUAUCCCACGGCCGCGGGCGUGUUAGCAACUACCACCUCAUCAAGCUCAUGUCCACCUUCGUACAAGGGCGCACCAUCAUGGAGUGGCUCAAGGGCCACCAGGAUUCCGGCUUCGAGGUCCUGAGGUAUGUCGAUGUCCGCCGGUUCGUCCAAUUCGGCAUCAUCAAGGGCUGCCUCUACCGCGUACACAAGUACGUCGUCUCAAAGCAGUACCUGGCCGCACUGGCAUCCGGCCAGAGCCGUCCGAUGUCGGGAGGGGAUCCUCUGCAAAAGUACACGGAUGGGUGUCACCACUUUGAACAGAUCAUCACGGAGCAGAACCUCACAGAAAGCGAAAUCAUGGAGAAGCUCAAGGCGCUACCUGUUCCUAAAGGCGACUUGACUGUCCUUUACCAAUGA
Ilyonectria robusta is the source of this 1263-nucleotide messenger RNA. Its product is annotated as nitrogen permease regulator 2-domain-containing protein. Gene Ontology annotation, biological process: positive regulation of autophagy; negative regulation of TORC1 signaling. The record is from RefSeq and is a predicted model, not a curated record. Gene Ontology annotation, molecular function: GTPase activator activity. The transcript has 3 exons. Gene Ontology annotation, cellular component: GATOR1 complex; vacuolar membrane. Bases 1 to 1263 code for a protein of 420 amino acids. NCBI's taxonomy places the organism in Eukaryota, Fungi, Ascomycota, Sordariomycetes, Hypocreales, Nectriaceae.